Magnolia sinica is the source of this 515-nucleotide messenger RNA. Its product is annotated as non-specific lipid-transfer protein A-like. Bases 77 to 427 code for a protein of 116 amino acids. The record is from RefSeq and is a predicted model, not a curated record. Lineage: Eukaryota; Viridiplantae; Streptophyta; Magnoliopsida; Magnoliales; Magnoliaceae. Gene Ontology annotation, biological process: lipid transport. Gene Ontology annotation, molecular function: lipid binding. The transcript is spliced from 2 exons. Gene Ontology annotation, cellular component: membrane.
AAUCCACACUCAUUCAACCCUCAUAUGCACAAAUACACACAUACCACACACACAUACAUUAUAUUAUUCAAGAAAGAUGAAGGGUGCAGCGGUAUGUGUCUUGAUGGUGCUAGCUGUGGCCCACCUGAUGGUCGAGCCUGGCCAGGCCAUGACAUGUGGUGAUGUGACCAAAUGCAUAGGACCAUGUGUUCCCUUCCUGACAGGGUCACAGCCAAAUCCAGGCAGCGCGUGCUGUGACGGCGUCAAUCAGCUCAAGGGCUUGGCCCCCACCACUGCAGACAGGCGAGCUGCAUGCGCCUGUGUGAAAACUGCUGCGGCCAACUUCAAAAACCUAAAUGCGGACGCAGUGAGCUCAUUACCGGCCCAAUGUGGCACACCACUCCCCUUCCCGAUCAACAAGGACACCAAUUGCGAAAUAAUCCCUUGAAUUGGAGUUCCUUGGGAGAGAAAUAAAGAGAGGAGUAUACUGGCGUGCUGCUAUCUCUUCUUAGGUCUUCCAUAUAUAAAUGGUGAUG